AUGGAGUCCUCCACUGGGUCUGGUUUCCACAUCCUCCCUCCCGUCCAGGAUAGACCAGACCCGGCCCUCAACAAGGAUUCAAACACACAGGAAACGCUGCCGCUGCUCUCAGGCCUGGUGCACGGUGCGUCCUCGGUGUUCGUGGUGAGAGACGGCAACGGGACAGCCUGCGUCAUGGCCAGCUUCUCUGCUGCCUUCUCAACCGUGUACGACACCGCCGGGGGUCCUAAGAAUGCCACCUUCAGCCUGCCUUCUGACGCACACGUGCUGAAUAGCAGCUUCUGUGGUAAAGGGGGUGCUUCUGAUUCCACCCUCAUGAUCGAGUUUGGAGGAGGACACACACUGACCCUCAAUUUCACCAGAAAUGCCACACAUUACAAUGUCCAGCUGAUGAGUUUUGUUUAUAACUUGUCAGACGUACAGAUCUUCCCCAAUGCAAGCUCCAAGGGAACCCAGACUGUGGAGUCCACGCCGGACAUCGUGGCGGGCAUGAACACGAGGUACAGGUGUGUGAGCAGCAGCCAGGUCCACAUGGGCAGCAUGACCGUUACGCUGUGGGACACCACCAUCCAGGCCUACCUGCCCAGCAGUGGCUUCAGCAAGGAGGAGACGCGCUGCGAGCGGGACAAGCCUUCACCGGUCACCCCGACGGCGCCGCCGGCACCUCCACGCCCCUCGGUGACCAGGUACAAUGUGACCGACGGCAACAGGACCUGCCUGCUGGCCACCAUGGGGCUGCAGCUGAACGUCACCUACAGCCGGAAGGAUAACACGACUGUGACCAGAGAGUUCAACGUCAACCCAAACAAGACCACGUUCAGCGGGAGCUGCACCGCCCAGCUGGUGACCCUGCUGCUCCAGAGCGAGGGCCUGGCCCUCCUGGCCUUCCAGUUUGGGAUGAAUACGAGCUCCAGCCAGGUUUUCCUGCAAGGGAUCCAGCUGAACAUGACUCUGCCUGACGCCAGAGACCCCACCUUCGGAGCCGCCAACAGCUCACUGAGGGCGCUCCAGGCUGCUGUCGGGAACUCCUACAAGUGUAACGCGGAGCAGCGCGUGCAGGUCACCGAGGCCUUCUCCCUCAACAUGUUCAGAGUGUGGGUCCAGGCCUUCCAGGUGGAUGGGGACAAGUUUGGGCCUGUGGAGGAGUGCCAGCUGGACGAGAACAGCAUGCUGAUCCCCAUCGCCGUGGGCGGCGCCCUUGCAGGGCUGGUCCUCAUCGUCCUCAUCGCCUACCUGAUUGGCCGGAAGAGGAGCCACGCUGGCUACCAGACCAUCUAGCCGCCCGCCCACGCACCAGCGAUGGCUGCAGAGGGAGGGAGGGGCCCACUUCCUUGCAAACUGGUUUUCAAACCUGCUUUAUCCAAUGUGAGGUUUAUCCAGCAGCAUUUACUAUGCACAAGAGCAGCCACGGAAAUGAUGGUGUUACCUUUGCUAACUGGGUUAAGUAUUUUGCUAACUGGUUAAAUGUUGAUAUUUACCAAAGUAGACUCUAAGGGGGGCGGGGGGUAGAGUGCUUUUCUACACGGGCACUGGCUCCACUUCGUUCAGCUUCUCAGAUUCUGGUGUUCGGUCUCCUCACUCAGGUUUAGGCCUUAUAGCAGGAGGGUGUCCAGUCCUGACACCUGCCCAAGGGCGGCUGUGGCCACGAGGCUGGCGUGCUGAGAAGGCAGUGGAGGACGAGUCUAGGCCAGCAGCACAGGAGACGAAGACCUGGGGUGGGAGCCAGGGUGGGCCUGGCCCCUCGAGUGUCAGGGUCCGGGUCCUGUCCCCACGCUCUGCUGCUCAAGAGCUGGUACUUUUUUAAAUAGGAGAAAAUGGGUGUUAUUUUACUUUUUUGUCAAGUGGUUUUCAGGCUUCUGUUGGAGGUUGGGGUGACCUUGUCGCACUGUGUACAGUAAUCGUUCAGUCUGAUUUAUCGCUUGCAGCUCAGUGGGCUGUGCACUGAGGGUCCGUCCCGUCCUGGGACGCGAGGCUGCAACAAUGCUAAUAAAGCGUCUUUUUGUUCA
Vicugna pacos (alpaca) is the source of this 2006-nucleotide messenger RNA. NCBI's taxonomy places the organism in Eukaryota, Metazoa, Chordata, Mammalia, Artiodactyla, Camelidae. The record is from RefSeq and is a predicted model, not a curated record.